GUUGAGGUCUCUCUCUCUCUCUAUCAUAUUCUAAAACCCUAAUUUUCUUAGCUUCACUGCAAAUUCUAAUCCUCUCAAAGUCGCCAGAAAGCUUUUCUCUCUCUCUCUCUCUCUCUCUCUCUCUCUCUCUCUCUUUCUCACGUGCUUACCGCCAAGAUGGGAAGACCUAAGAAGACCAGGGGAAUGAAGAAGCAGAUGCGCCUCGACGAAGCCGAAGAAGUCAUCUUCCUCGAACAGUGGAUCGAAUCCCAAAAACCCGAUUCAGGAUCCAACCCGCUCGCUCUGGGCCCUCUCCCGAAAGACGCGAAGAUCGGAAAGCUCGAAGACGGCGAAAACGGCGCCGUUUUCUCGUGCUACGCCGGCGUAAGGAGGUUCGAUCAGCUGCCGAUAUCGGACAAAACGAAACGAGGGCUGAAAGAGGCCAAGUUCGUUGAGAUGGUCGAUAUCCAGAGAGCCGCUCUGCCUCACGCUUUAUGCGGAAGAGAUAUUCUCGGCGCGGCGAGGACCGGGUCGGGGAAAACUCUCGCCUUUGUUAUUCCGGUGCUGGAGAAGCUGCACAAGGAGAGAUGGGGUCCUGAAGAUGGAGUUGGGUGUAUCAUCAUAUCUCCGACUAGGGAAUUAGCUGCUCAGACUUUCAGUGUGUUGAAUAAAGUUGGCAAGUUUCAUAAGUUCAGUGCUGGGCUCUUGAUUGGUGGUCGUGAAGGAGUUGAUGUUGAGAAGGAGAGGGUUAAUCAUAUGAAUGUUUUGGUGUGUGCUCCCGGUAGGCUUCUCCAGCAUAUGGAUGAGACUCCAAACUUCGAGUGUUCCAAUCUCAAGAUUCUGAUUUUAGAUGAGGCCGACCGUGUUCUUGAUUCUGCAUUUAAGGGGCAGUUGGAUCCUAUCAUCUCGCAGUUGCCUAAGCGCAGGCAAACUCUGCUAUUCUCUGCGACCCAAACGAAGAAAGUCAAGGAUCUAGCAAGGCUCAGUCUGAGAGAUCCCGAGUACAUCAGUGUACAUGCAGAGUCUGUUACAGCUACCCCUACUACCUUGACGCAGACUGUAAUAAUUGUCCCAGUUGAAAAGAAACUAGACAUGUUAUGGAGCUUCAUCAAAUCUCAUCUUAAUUACAGGAUUCUUGUUUUUCUAUCCACCAAGAAACAGGUCAAAUUUGUUCAUGAAGCGUUCAACAAGCUCCGGCCUGGAAUACCUUUGAAGAGCCUUCACGGAAAAAUGAGCCAAGAGAAAAGGAUGGGAGUGUACUCUCAGUUCAUUGAGAGACAAUCUGUUCUCUUCUGUACCGAUGUUCUUGCCAGAGGUCUUGAUUUUGACAAGCUUGUGGACUGGGUUGUUCAGGUGGAUUGUCCUGAAGAUGUAGCUUCUUAUAUUCACCGAGUUGGGCGUACAGCUCGUUUCAAUGCUUCAGGGAAGUCACUCCUCUUUCUAACACCUUCUGAGGAAAAAAUGGUUGAGAGAUUACAAGAAGCUAGAAUUCCUGUAAGAGUCACCAAGGCAAACAGUGACAAGUUGCAGGAGGUUUCUAGACUCUUGGCUUCUUUGUUAGUCAAUUUUCCAGAUCUUCAAACUGUUGCUCAGAGAGCCUUCAUCACAUAUCUGAGGUCCAUUCACAAAAGAAGAGAUAAGGAGAUUUUCGACGUGACGAAGCUGUCCAUUGAGGACUUCUCUGCUUCACUUGGUCUUCCAUUUACUCCUAGAAUCCGAUUCGCAAACCUUAAAACGAAGAAGAAAGGAGUGUUUGAGAGUUCAAUCGCUCUUGAACCGGAGAAUGAUGAUGAGGAUAAUGUUGUAGCACCUACUCGGGUUGUGAAGAAGGAUCUUCUAGGUGAAGAUUUAGAGGAAGAGGAUUUUCCUCUGAGACCAAAUGAAGAGGGAAAGGGAGUAGAAAAAUCAAACAAGGACGAAGGAGUUCCCAUGCCAGGAACUCGGGUUUCGAAAAACAAGAAGCUGAAGAUCAGCCAGCACAGACCAAGUGGGUCCAGGGUCAAGUUUGAUGAGGAAGGCAAUCCAGUGGCUCCCUUGGCAAUAGUAGCUGCCACAACUGAGACUGAAGUUGCCCUUGAUGAAGAGGCAAGGAAGGAUUACUAUAAGAAACUGGGGGAGCAACUGAGGAAAGUGGAUCAUGAGGACAAGAAAGUGGAGAGGGAAAAGAGGAGGGAGAAGAGAAUGAAAGAAAAGAUUAAGAGGAAGCAAGGAGAGAUGGAGGAGGAGGAAGAAGAAGAAGGCUCUGCAUCAUCAGAAGAAGAAACAGGACAAAAACGCAAAAGAGCGAAGAAGAUGUACUUUGAUGAUAAUGGUGAUGGAGACGAAGAAAAGGAAGGAGGAAAAAUCAACACAGAUGCCAUCUCCAUAGCUGAGCUUGAGGAGAUGGCUCUCAAACUGAUAACGCAGUCAUGAAAAUGUCACAUAGGAAACGUUUUGUCUGUCUAGGCUCCGUUUCGCCGAUUCUCCCAAGGAAGCACUUCAUUUUAUGAACCAAUGUGAUAGUUUCCUACAAGUUUUGUCUCUUCUUUGUCAAUCAAAUCGUGUUACAAACAAUUAUUUAUAUAACCUUAACUUUACCAUUCGAA
Messenger RNA from Brassica rapa (field mustard), 2564 nucleotides. Its product is annotated as DEAD-box ATP-dependent RNA helicase 32. NCBI's taxonomy places the organism in Eukaryota, Viridiplantae, Streptophyta, Magnoliopsida, Brassicales, Brassicaceae. Gene Ontology annotation, molecular function: nucleic acid binding; RNA helicase activity; ATP binding. The record is from RefSeq and is a predicted model, not a curated record.